GCUACAGAAUGUCAUCGGAGGUAAAAAGAUCAACCCCGUGUGCUGACCGCUAGUCACAAUUCGUAGUUCUGUCGACUCUCUUGUGCGUGUAUUCCGCGUCUCUUCUCCAUUUACUAAAGGGCAGGACUUUUUCUGUUCCGUGUGUAUCGCAACAUCACAAUUCGUUCUAAUUUGCUCUUCUUUCCUGUCGUGAAAUUAUUCCCAAAAGAUUACCAGAGUUAGCAUAGUGAAUACGGAAUGUAAACUCUACUUGUUCUAUCUUAACUACCUGUGAAGAAACAAUAAUUCUUCAAAUUAUGAAAUUCCUGCGAAUUGAACAGGAACAGAUUGUGAACACACUUGACAAUAACAAUUGUUACUAGAGGAUUAUCCGAGCCGUAAAUUGUGCAUAAUCAUUGUUAAAACGGAAGUAUAUACAAAGUGUAACGAGCGAAAUAGGUAAACUGUCAAGACGGAUCAAAUCAUCGACGAGGAAACCAGCAGCAGUGAAAGGUUCAGUGGGGGUGGCACAGCUCGCAAACGAAAGUUAGACAUGUAUAAGAUGCCUGAGAUUAAGCCCAUUCCAAUGCAGACACAGCAACAACUGCCACAGGGAGGUGGUCCCAAUGGGCGCCAACCGAAGGCGGCUCCUAUUACUGAGGAUUACGAAAUCUCCAACACCGUCCUGGGACUGGGAAUCAAUGGAAAGGUGGUUCAGUGUACAAACAAGAAGACAAACAACAAAUACGCACUUAAGGUGCUACAUGACAAUGCUAAAGCCAGACGCGAGGUUGAGCUGCAUUGGCGCGCGAGUGGCUGCCGGAACAUAGUGAAUAUAAAAGAUGUGUACGAGAAUAGCUACAGCGGUAACCGCUGCCUGCUGGUCGUCAUGGAAUGUAUGGAGGGAGGAGAACUUUUCCAACGAAUCCAAGAACGUCAAGAUGGACCCUUCACGGAAAGAGAGGCCGCCCAUAUUAUGCAUGAAAUCUGUGUCGCUGUCAAAUAUCUGCACGAUUCCAAUAUUGCGCACCGGGAUUUGAAGCCAGAGAAUUUGCUGUACACUUCGCCACACCCGAACGCGAUACUGAAACUGACCGAUUUUGGCUUCUCGAAGGAAACCUUCGUCAAGGAUACCCUGCAGACGCCUUGCUACACACCGUACUACGUCGCCCCCGAAGUGCUCGGCCCGGAGAAGUACGACAAAAGCUGUGAUAUCUGGUCGCUCGGGGUAAUCAUGUACAUUCUACUCUGUGGGUUCCCCCCAUUCUACAGCAACCAUGGGCUAGCAAUUUCACCCGGUAUGAAGACCCGCAUCCGCACCGGGCAGUACGAUUUCCCCAAUCCCGAAUGGAAGAACGUGAGUCAAGCGGCCAAGGAUCUUAUCAAGGGUAUGCUCAAUGUUGAACCGGAGAAACGACUAACCAUCGAUCAAGUGAUGAGGAAUCCGUGGAUUCGGCUCUAUACCGAAGUACCACAAACGCCACUGCACACGGGGCGGGUGCUCAAAGAAGGUGAGGAAACUUGGCCGGAAGUGCAGGAGGAGAUGACCAGGUCGCUGGCGAACAUGCGUGUGGACUACGAUCAGAUUUCUACUUUCCAGAUGCAUAUUAAGAAUCUGGACAGUUCGAACAACGCACUGCUCAACAAGAGAAGAAAACGGGGGGAAGAUAAGUUGAAGAACUAAGCUGAUCGUUGCACGUGCGCGCCGCAGGAAAGCAAGCUGUUGGCGCAGCUCAUUAACAUUUCCAAAUACAAGCGAACAAGUUAAGCUGACGCUACCGACGCUACUAGUGCCACCCGUAAAGCCCGCGAUCAAUUGCGUGUUCACUCAGGUCGCAGUCUAUCAUCGCAAGCAACGCAUAAUAAUGAUGGUUUGUUGUGUUUUAUUACCCCAAAUCGGGUUCAACUUUAGUUGCGCGAUGUCGCUCCAUUCGGAGAAACAGCGAUUGUGUUGCAAAGGUCACGGCGAACUGAAUAUACCUAUUUAUUCUACCUAGAAGACGAGCUUGCACAGCAAGUUACUACUUAGCAUAGAAAACACGUAGAAGUUUGGAGCAUUUUCGAACAAAAGUUGAUGAGAUGGAUGCGUGCGUUAUUGUGUAUGUGUCCAGGUGAAAAAAAGCAUAGUAAACAAAAUCGUCGGAAUACUUUUGAGAGAAUAGCAGCUUCCGAGCGUAUGCAUUAUAUAUUUUAGCAAAUUUUUAAAUCACGCAAGAUAGUAUUGUGUCUAUACGUCAGUUUUGAAUCAACUUUGUGUAUCGCUUUUUUACAUCUCUACUUAUUAUAUUACUCAGUUCUAAAGACGUAAUUAAUUGUUUUAUAAUUAAUUUAAAUAUACGUAUCGAUAUAAGCAUCUACCUAGAACUCGAUUUAUUUUCCACAAUUCGAGUGUUAACAUCACCAUACUGUUCCAACCUUCCAAUUUAAACCAGUUGAUGUAUUUUUCUCGUUUUGAUCGUAAGUCACAUAGCGAGUGAAACAAUGGAAAAAAAAGACGAAACUAAUGAAUUACAACAACGACAUUUAACAUUCUGCAAGCAGUUUAGCGUCCUGAAGGUAAACAAAUAGUGAACAUCUGUCCCAAACACAUGUCAAUAUACUUGAAGAAAAUUUAAAAACGGUUGUACACACCACUAAAAGUGAAAGUUUCCUAGACAAUUUAAAAUACAAGCUUCACAUGAUAUUAAUAUUGCGAAUAGCCAUCUUGCAUGCAGUCAAUAGAAUUUGGAUGACUUUGGUUUAAUUUUCUUAGAUUGUAGAGCUAAAUAUUGCAGCAAAAUAAACCAAGAUCGGGGAAGACAAAUGAAUGAUAUCGAAAUGAAGUUUAAGCUCACAAUUAUAUAGUAUAGUAGGGAAAAAAAUCCAUCCAUUUUUGCGGCUUACACUGCAGCAGGAAUUAUGGGAGGACUUCCAAGGAGGUUGACAAUUAAAAAUAGCUAUGAGAUGAGAGCUAAGCUUAAGCGUAUUCAUUUUCCUUUAAACAUAAAAAUACAAAAAAAAAAUAUAAACCACAGCGGUAACCAUCCAUACACGUGCACAUGGAAUUGUAUGAGAUUCAAUCGUGUCGUUCGAUUCCGAUUAGUUUUGGAAUAGUUCGAAUAUAUUAUGUACUAAUUACUCAUUCUCGUGAGAAAAAAAUUAAACACGUAUCGUUAUAACUUGUGCCGUGAAGUAUUUGAGUGGCCACCCGAGGGGAACGCAGAGCUUUGUGAAAUCAUGUGAAGAAACACGGUUGUUGAGUAGCUUUAUAUUAAGAGAAGUAAAGAAUUUAAAUGCGACAUAAAUAGAUGAAAUAAAAAUAAAACAUCACGAAAGAUGGUACGAUGCAAUGCUGCUGGUUAGAAUACAUUUUAUUAUUUUUUCCAAAGGUUACGGAAAUAUAUUGUUGAAUAUACAAAACAAAUCAGUUUUUUCUAUGCAAUCAGAGUGUAACACUCUCGUAACUUGCCUUGAUAUUAACGCUAACCAGAAAUCCAUACGUUGUGUAUAACUAACAUUUGCGAUGCACAAAACAAAACUUUUUAAUCAAAAAGCUAAACUUGUUAUUUUAAGCGUAAUUUUAUUUGAGUAAAACUUUCAUCCAAAAUGUUGAA
This is a messenger RNA of Toxorhynchites rutilus septentrionalis, 3572 nucleotides long. RefSeq names its product MAP kinase-activated protein kinase 2 (gene MAPk-Ak2). Gene Ontology annotation, cellular component: nucleus; cytoplasm. Gene Ontology annotation, biological process: peptidyl-serine phosphorylation; intracellular signal transduction; protein autophosphorylation. The transcript is spliced from 8 exons. NCBI's taxonomy places the organism in Eukaryota, Metazoa, Arthropoda, Insecta, Diptera, Culicidae. Gene Ontology annotation, molecular function: calcium-dependent protein serine/threonine kinase activity; calcium/calmodulin-dependent protein kinase activity; ATP binding. The coding region runs from base 533 to 1663 and encodes 376 amino acids. The record is from RefSeq and is a predicted model, not a curated record.